AUGAACAAUAAUAAUACAGAUAUUAUUGAUGUUCAAUCGAUUAACUUUGACACAACUCAACCAUCAACUAGUCAACCAAGAACAUCAUGUGAAUGUUUUCGAAGAAGAAAAUUAAUGUGGAUCAUACUUGCUAGUAUUGUUACGGUUUUAAUUAUAUUAGGAAUUAUUAUUCCAACAAUUAUUAUAAAAACAAAAAAGAUACAAAUCGAAGAAAUGUCAACAAUGGAAACAACAACAGAAACAACGAUAACAAUAACAGAAAAAAUAGCAACAAAAAAAGAAACAACAGCAACAACAAUUGAAACAAUAACGGAACCGCUAACGACGACUGAACAAAAAACAACAACAGAAAAACAAUUAUUUUCUUCUAUCGACAAUAAUAUCGAUAUUAAAUGGAUUCAAAAUGGUCUUAUUGUCGCUGGAGGAUAUCGACCAACCAGUAAACUCGAUGGAUUCAAUUCUCCUUCUAGUAUUUAUAUUGAUGAUGAUGAUCAAACGAUGUAUAUUGGUGAUAGUGGUAAUUCGCGUGUGGUUGAAUGGAAAUACGGCGCAAAGAUUGGUCAAGUUGUUGCUGGUGGAAAUGGAAUGGGAAGUCAAAUGAAUCAAUUCAAAACUGUAAUUGAUGUGGUUGUCGAUAAGAAGAAUAAUGUUUUUAUCACGUGCGAUUAUGAUAAUAAAAGAGUUGUACAAUGGUCUCGUAAAAACCUAACUGAUCAACAAAUAAUCAUCUCAGACAUUUUCUGCAGGGGUCUAGCAGUGAGUAAUGAUGGAUUUCUUUAUGUAUCAAGAUGGGGGAAGGAUGACGUAAGUCGAUGGAAACUAGGAGAAAAAGAUGGAGAAACUGUAGCAGGUGGGAAUGAGCUUGAUCAACUCUCAUGGCCUUAUUCUAUCUUUGUCGAUCAAGAUCAUUCAGUUUAUGUAACGGAUGGUGGUAAUUAUGAUGGACGUGUAACGAAAUGGUUAAAAGAUACAAAAUUUGGAAUUGUUGUUGCUAGUCAAGGUGAAGUGAAUAGUCCUAUACAAUCAUUUGAGCCUAGUGCAGUAUUUGUCGAUCAUUUGGACAACAUUUAUGUAACUGACUCACGCAAUCAUCGGAUAAUACGUUGGUUAAAUGCAUCUAGAAAAGGCGAUAUCAUUGUUGGUGGAAAUGGAAAGGGAAAUCGAUCAAAUCAACUCAGUAACCCUUCGGAUUUAUCAUUCGAUCGAUAUGGUAAUCUUUAUGUCGUCGAUCAAUCGAAUCAUCGAAUACAAAAAUUUGACAUUCUCGUUAAUUAA
Adineta steineri is the source of this 1275-nucleotide messenger RNA. NCBI's taxonomy places the organism in Eukaryota, Metazoa, Rotifera, Eurotatoria, Adinetida, Adinetidae. The record is from the annotation of a GenBank genome assembly.